This is a messenger RNA of Guyanagaster necrorhizus, 687 nucleotides long. RefSeq names its product putative pathogenesis associated protein Pep2. The coding region runs from base 1 to 687 and encodes 228 amino acids. The record is from RefSeq and is a predicted model, not a curated record. The transcript is spliced from 4 exons. Lineage: Eukaryota; Fungi; Basidiomycota; Agaricomycetes; Agaricales; Physalacriaceae.
AUGCCAGACCUCCACUCCCUACCCGCUGGAACACGCCCUGACCACGCAAUACGUAACAAUGGACCAGAUGAUCUGGCACUGGAGCGAUUCAAGCUUAGGGAACUCGCCGAAGGAUGGCCUAUGUAUCGCGACGCUCGCGAGUGGGCGAACUUCCGCUCGCUAUUCCAUCCUGGUGCUAUCGUCUAUACUACGUGGAGUGGUCGCACGUCUAUAGAAGACUUCAUCAAGGCGUCGCAGGACGGGAUGGAUAAGGGUGCGAGUAUCAUGCAUCGCAUUCACGGUUCUUCCGUGGAUCUUGCCGGCACGCGGGCAGUUGUAAAGAUGAAGGCCACGAUUACUCAGCGAUUUGAGCUCCCUCCCAAUGGCGCCCUGGUAGAUGCGGAAUCCGACUGUCGUUUUUGCAUGUUCUUCGAAAAGGAUACCUCUGGGAAGUGGGGCGCGCGCUACGUUAGGCACUUCUACGAGAAGGACAAGCUGAUUGCUGUUGACCCGCGACACAUACCCGAGAUCGAUGACGAGAAACUGAAGGUUUUUCCGGUUGGAUACCAGUACUUGGCCUAUUGCCAAGAGGCUUGUAUGCCAGGGAUUAAGGUCAAGAGGGACAUGCCAGGCGCACGCGGCGAGGAACAUGACCAAUUGUUGAGGCAGGUGAAAGACUGGCUAGAUGGAAAGGAAAUAGAAGUGUAA